AUGAGCGGGUCCAUGGCGGCCGACGUGUGGCGCGUCGAGGUCAAGUUUCAAGGCGUCUCCAUGAGCCUCGUCGGGAAGCUCCCCGCGGAGAAGCGCCACUAUCUGAAGGACUUUCCCAAGAAGCUCAGCGUGAGCACCAAGACCAAGUACAGCGCCGUGCCCGGCACGAGCUUCUUCUGCAAGUUUGCCUCCAAGGACGCCAGCGAGCUCUUGGCGUACCUCAAGCGCAAGCGCAUGGCGCUCUGCGUGAGCUUCCCGUACGCCAAGUACAUCUUCACGCUGCACCUCGUCGCGCCCGUGGAUCUGCACCAGCUCAAGAGCCUCCAGCGCUUGAAGCGGACGGGCGCGAGCGUCGAGUCGCUUUGUCGCGACGACGACGGCGUCGUCAUUGGCGUCAUUAGCAAAGAGAUCAACAAGGAGAUCGAAGACAAGCUGCUGCAGAAGAAACAGAGCCUCGCCGAGGCGGCAGUCAAGGCCAAGACGCUCUCGACGUCGUUGAACGACCCGCUGCUGGAGCUCGACAUGCUCCUCGAGCGCCUGCCCGAAACCAAGUCGGCGAUCGAGAUUUGCAUGCGCUUUAUCCUCAAGCAAGAACAUGGCUUUGACAGCAUUUGGCGAAGGAUCUUGGCAGCGACCGAGGCGCUCGAGCACAACAAAGGCAAGCUGAACGUCAUCUUCCUUGCGCACGAAGUGUUUCGCAAGGUGCGUGGCGGCACGAACGACGAGCACGGCAACAGCCGCCUCGCCUCGUCCCCGCUCGUCGUCGCGUCCGAGAAGGUGCUCUACCAACUCCUCGAUCUCAUGGACGACGACUGGAAGGAACUGACCGUUGUGCGCGAAAUCCUCGUGCUCUGGGAAAAGUGGCACAUCCCGUUCAAGCGACCGACCAUGGCGCUGGACUUGCCGUUUGAAUCGCUUGCCAACUCGACGGCGUCGUCGUCGCCGAUCAGCGACCUUCCGUCGUCCGCGUCGCCGCAGGUCGCGGAGCUCAUGCGCAAGCACAACAUCACGCCGGGUGCGUGGGAGAUCUACCUCUCGCGCGCCAACGAAGACGAGCUGUACGAGAUCGACCACGUCUUGACGCUCAACGAAGCCAACCGCCGGUACUGGACCGACCAGUUCCUGCACCGGUACGUCAAGAAGAACUUCAAGCAGCUCAUCGACACGCACCACACGUCGGUCGAGCCCGAGCACAUGCGCACGUCGGGCGAGGUCAUGCAAGAGGCGCUCGCGUGCACGUGGGACUUUGACGCGGAAGCGACCAAGUCGAUCUUCCACAGCGACGCGUGCCUUAUCGACGAGCUCUGGCGCAAGCUCGAGGCGCGCAUGCCGUGCGACAACCUCAACGCCUACGUCAUGAGCUAUCUCAAGCGCUGCAACCACACGCUCUACUCGCAAAACCCCGACUUUAACAAACUCGUCGCGGUCGUCGAAGCGUUCGGCGAUGUCGACUUAGGCGAAGUCAAGCGGCUCCUCGGCGUCGUCUGGACGCUCAGCGAGCGCGCCAACACGGCCCUCGACGACCUCAUCGACGACCGGCUCCUCACGGUCGCGCGCACGGCCGUGGCCGCUGCCAAGGACGGCAAGGCACUCAACGUCUCGCGGCUCAUUACGUUCCACUUUUCCAAGCAGAUCAAGACGUCCACCAAGGGCAAGUGGUGGUCGCCGCGCAUGAAGUCGACGAUCCACGAAGCCUACAAGCGCAGCGCCAAGACCGAGGCCAAGCAAAUGCACUUGGUCAAGGAGACACCGCCCGAGCUCACGGACGAAGAGCUCGCGGCACUCAAAGCAUCGAUCCCAAAGCCGCCGCCGCUCAAGUUUACGAAAGUCAAGCUCAAGGACAUCCAGCGCACGGAAUCCAACAUCAACGGCACCAUGGGCAUGGCGAUUUCCGGUAUUCCCAACUCGGGUCGCGGUAUGUUCAACCUCUCCAAGCAUCCGUGGCCGGCGUUCUCGGUCGUGUGCAUCUUCGGGAGUCGGCGCAUCUCGGAAGAGAUGCACCACGACGGCCUCAACAAGGUCGCGCGCUGCGGGGAGGUCGGCGAGACCUUUGUCGUCGUCAACGGCGAAGUCAAGGAAGUCGACCGAUUCGUCGAGCAGUAUGGCCACCGACUCGUCGAGUACGACGGCCUCGUCGACGCCGAGGGCUCCAUGGGCGGGUUUCCUAACGACCGCGUGUACGAGUACCCGGAAGACAUUUACUGGGAUGCCUCGGGCUUUUACAACAACUCGAUUCUGUGUCCGGGCUGCAUCGUGGACCCGACGAAGCCCGACUCCAAGAUCGUGCUCGACCAGCUCUACGUCGUGACGUGGAAGGAGGUGCCACCCAUGCACGAGUUCUUCCUCGCGUACGGCACGUCGUACUACGAAGACGACGCGAGCACGCCCAACGACGACGGGCCGAAGAAGAAGGCCAUUAAACGAUAG
Messenger RNA from Saprolegnia parasitica CBS 223.65, 2427 nucleotides. RefSeq lists its product as hypothetical. The transcript is spliced from 5 exons. Lineage: Eukaryota; Oomycota; Saprolegniomycetes; Saprolegniales; Saprolegniaceae. Bases 1 to 2427 code for a protein of 808 amino acids. The record is from RefSeq and is a predicted model, not a curated record.